Messenger RNA from Sorghum bicolor (sorghum), 1115 nucleotides. Its product is annotated as probable phytol kinase 2, chloroplastic. Bases 37 to 984 code for a protein of 315 amino acids. The transcript is spliced from 6 exons. The record is from RefSeq and is a predicted model, not a curated record. NCBI's taxonomy places the organism in Eukaryota, Viridiplantae, Streptophyta, Magnoliopsida, Poales, Poaceae. Gene Ontology annotation, molecular function: kinase activity.
UCGCCAUCAGAACGCGACGACGAGCACGAGGGCGGGAUGUUCAGUCUCGGGCCUCUCGGCGCCCACACCUCGCCGCUGUCCUGCUCCACAUACCACGCUCCCCUACUCCAAUCCAGACGCCUCUCUCCCUCACCCACUGCCCCCGCCAGCGCCGCGGCCGCGUCCUGCGCGCCUCGCUCACUCUGCUUCCUCCGCCGCAGGAGCAGCCGUUUCGCAGCGGAGCGGAACCGGAGGCCUACCAUGGCCGCCGCAAUCUCGCUGGAGGCCGGCGGGGGCCUGGCCCACGACCUAGGGUCCGCAGCCGUCACCGCUGGUGUCGCCCUCGCGCUCCUCAAAUUCUUCGAGGAGAUCGCGAAGCGCGGCGUCUUCGAGCAGAAACUCAGCAGGAAACUUGUUCAUAUAAGCGUGGGCCUGGUGUUCUUGCUUUUUUGGCCUCUUUUUAGCUCUGGAUGGUAUGCUCCUUUCCUUGCUGCGCUAGCACCAGGGGUCAACGUUAUAAGGAUGCUUCUACUGGGGCUGGGACUUAUGAAAAAUGAGGCUAUGGUUAAAUCAAUAAGCCGCUCUGGAGAUUACAGGGAACUUCUCAAGGGCCCACUGUAUUAUGCUACUACUAUAACUUUUGCCACGUCUGUAUUAUGGAGAACCUCACCAGUUGCUAUAGCACUUAUAUGCAACUUAUGUGCUGGGGAUGGUAUAGCUGAUGUUGUUGGGAGACGCCUAGGUAAAGAAAAGCUUCCAUACAAUCCCAACAAAUCAUAUGCUGGAAGCAUAGCAAUGGCGGUGGCUGGUUUUCUGGCCUCAGUUGGGUAUAUGCAUUACUUCCACACUUUUGGUUUUAUUGAGGAAACAUGGUACAUGGCUUUAGGCUUCCUUGUGGUAUCUGUAGCUGCAACACUCGUUGAAUCACACCCCAUCAGCACAGAACUGGAUGACAAUUUGACUGUUCCUUUAACAUCAUUCCUAGUUGGUAGCCUCAUCUUUUGAUGUUUAGGCUCAAAGGACAUCUUAGAUGUUUCUCCAUCAUGUUGUAAUUAUGUAAAACGUUACUAAAAUAAUACUAUAAUUGUGAGAAUCUCUACCUAGAGUUUGGAGAAUAUGUUCACUUUUGUUUAUCA